ACAGCCAAUUGAGUAGACUUGCAGAUCGGCUCUCAAGCCGCCCAGUCCUGUUCAAUACGCUGUACGGCCGGUCCCAAACUCCCAAGCCUGGUCAGGCUGAGCUAAUAGCACGUUUAUUUUCUUUUAUUUUCUUUUAUUUUUAUUUUUUCCCGUUGUCUCCUGGAGCACUUAAGCUAAAAGUCCUGGAGAAAAGCUUGGGGAUUUAAUUUAAAACAUCUUCUGAACCCCGCUUCGUUUUCAUCAAGAAGACAAACCCCUUGACUCUACAUACCUACACUGAACAAAACAUAUCAACACCGGAAGAAACAAGAUGAAUAGAUCUCGUAACCUGUGGAGUCAAGAGGAAGAUAACACCCUCAGAAGACUAGUUGAAGCUUGCGAGAAAGACAAAGUCGACUGGCGCCUCAUUGCCUCCUAUCUCCCCGGUCGAAAUAAUAAAGACUGUCGUAAGCGAUGGCAUUACCGUGUCGCUGCGACGAUGAAUCUGGGUCCUUGGUCACAGACUGAGGAUGAGUUGUUGAAGAUGGGUAUUCAUCGACAUGGGACGCAUUGGUCUCGAGUUGCGCAGGUAGUGGGAACUCGGAAUGGUGAUCAAUGCUUCAAACGAUGGAACGAUGUGCUCGAUCCGGCUAUUGAUCGCAGUCCCUGGACACGAGAUGAAGAUCGUCGACUCUUACUCGCAAUCGGCGAGUUUGGCCGUGCUUGGAAACAGAUUGUUGAUACAUAUUUCCCUGGUCGGACGGGCCUGGAUGCAAAGAAUCGACAUAGACAACUCACCCGGAAACGGAAGAGGGAACAUAGACCAUCCACCAAGACGAAGACAAUCAAGCAAGAGCCGCAGCAACAGCAACAAGUAUUCACGCCUGCGGUGCAGUCGCCCCUCCCACGAUUAACACCCGCCUCGUCGUCGCCGUCCCUGUCGGCUGUCGGGACACCUUCUAUCAUAAUUCCCUCUCAGCAACACAUCGACCCGUCCCCCCAAAACCAACAGGUACAUCUACAUUUACAUGAUCAGGUACUCGGGAGGGAUGACACCGGCACCGAACGGUCUCUGUCAACUCCUCCGGGUCUCUCAUCUUCGUACUGUUGGGACAUGCCUGUAGAAGGACUGUUUAGCCCCUCGCUUUCUAUUCCAACACCCACUCCCGCGACUCCAUAUAGUUCAUGCAGUAGUCUAUCGACCGGCACGUAUGAGCCGAGCUUGUCGCAUUUUGACGGCGAGCAACAGUACGAGAAUAGAGAGUUGUCAAUGCACGGGUUACCUGUUCAUUAUCCAUAUUACAUCCCAGCGCAUGAGCGGGCGCUUAGUGUACAGCAACAUCUGGACUUUCUCCCUAGUCAUGCGCAUACGAGCAGUCACCCGGGGAUGGUUGUAUCGUCUCCGUUUCAUGCACAGGGCGUCCUACCGGCUCAUCAUCAGCCGUAUACCGCUCUAGAUGGGAUUGUAAUGUGAUACGAGUACUCAACUUGCAGAUCAAGAAUGAUAGUUAAUGUUUACGAUAAAUCGGCAUAGGAACGGGAUUUAUUUAUGUCUUAUUCCAUAUAUUUAGUUCUAAUAACAUAUCCUCAAUACACCAGAGUAUAAUAUAUAUCACCGUCUUUCUUGUAAACUCCGUAUCGAAUCAUCAUCACUAUCAUCCAUAAACCCCUCCUCCAAAUCUCUACUCAACCUAACCUGCUCAUCACUCCUAAAACUCCUCCUCCUGCUCGCCUCUAACGCUUCUCUUCUGGAUGCCGACAUAUUCAUCUCCGCCAUAUUCUCCCCUUCUUCAUCGAAUAUACUUAUCGAGUCAUUAUUAUCCGGUCUAUUAUGAUCUACCGAGCUAUCAUCAUCUUCAUCUUCGGGGCCAGUGGAUGAACGCAUAAAUCGUGGUAAACGUCGUCGCCAGGACGCAGUCGGUAAGAAAAAAUGCAUUAGAGCAUCUGCGAUUCGUUCCCGGAUGGGCAGGGUCUGGGCUGAGAUUGUGCUUAGGGGCAGGUAAUUUGCGUAGCGUUGGCGGUAGCGGCGGAAGAAUGGGAGGAGGAGGUGGCUGAGGAGGAGAUAGAUGCUUA
This is a messenger RNA of Talaromyces stipitatus ATCC 10500, 2052 nucleotides long. RefSeq names its product bas1, putative. NCBI's taxonomy places the organism in Eukaryota, Fungi, Ascomycota, Eurotiomycetes, Eurotiales, Trichocomaceae. The record is from RefSeq and is a predicted model, not a curated record. The coding region runs from base 311 to 1453 and encodes 380 amino acids. The transcript has 6 exons.